AUGCCAUCCAGCGCCGCCUCUCAGUCCAAUACUGCUGCUGCUCACUCGUCCGCAGCUGCCACCAAACACACCCAUCUCGACAUUGCCGAUAGCUCUGACGCCGAAACAGAGCCUCUCCCCUACGACGACGACGACGAUCAGGACGCUCCCGCCGACGACGUCAUGGAUCUCGAUCAGCUCGCGCAGCACGCAGCUGCCUCCGCAGCUCUUCCAACCGACCAAGAUGCUCCAGGCGAGCCAGCAGACGUCUCCAUGGACCCAUCCAACGACAGCCAGCUAGAGCCAUCACAGGCAGAAGAUCUAGCAGACCUCCCCGCCUCCCAGCUCACCGCCACACACGAUCCCAACUCCAACAUGAGCUCUCCUCAAAAGACUGGCGGCUUCACCGGCGACGAGUUUAGCGACGAGAGCGAGCUCACCGACGAGGACGACGAGCAGAACCAAGACGAAGACGCGUCAUCCCUCUCCGACGAUGACCUCGGUGGCUCCGACGACGAGGACGAAGACGACGAGGACGAAGAGGAUGAAGACCAAGAUGACGAAGACACUGCCAGCAAGACCCAUGAGGACGAAGCAGCCGAAGCGCUCGCAGCACUCACCGGCGGCGCCGACGACGAAAACGACAAUGCAGGCGCAGCAGCCGGUCUCGAUGCCCUCGCAGCCCUCGCAACAGCAGGCGAUGCCGACGACGAUCAAGACGACCAAGACGACGACGAUGUGUCAGACCCAGAGGAUGGCGAAACCGCUACAGCUUCCGCCGCAAUUGGUGGUGCCGCAAAGCCUGUACGAGUCAGCCUUCUUCGUCAAAGUGGCGGAGAUGACGACGGUCUCAGCUCCGAUAUCACCCCGGAGCCCGAAGACGCCGACGCCGCCGCAGACGAUGCCUCGGAUCACCCCGGCUCCCCUCGCGACACCGAUCUCGACCUGAUUGCGUCCAUGAAGAAGCGUGCAGCUGCCACUGGCGGUGCUACCAGUCUCCUCGAGCCAGAGCAGCUCGUCGACAGCCUUCCAGGGUCCGCCUCUUCCUCGCGAGCUGCCUCUCCCUUGGCAGACGAGGACGACGACGCCGAAAAGCCGAAACAAGCAGACGAUGCCGACGCCGAGAUCGACGCCAAACACGCGCAAGCCGAUCAAGCAGAUGCCGAGCAUCCCGAUACGGCUGUCGGCACACCCGCGCCCGACGCCGCCGAGCAAGACGACGACACUUCCACCGACGAAGCCGCCAUCCGACGCCAAGAGGCCAUGGAAGCAUUGACAAAGAUUGAGAUCGGCUUUGCCAUGCUUCGCGACCGACUCUACGUCGAGCGACUCCAGGAGAUCUCCAAGGAAGGUGACAUGAUCCUCGAAGGUACCCAUCCCGAGCUCCUUCACCUCACAAAAGCCAUCGAGACACGCAGAGAGCGUCGCACCGAGCUCGUCGACAUGUGGUUCGAGCAUCAGGAGAAGCAGUACGAGCGCGUCGCAAAGGCAGAAGAGUUCGCCGCGUGGAGCAUCUGGCGCUCGAGCUGCGCCGGCUUGCGUCGCGACAUGAUGGAUGAGUACAGCCGGAAACGCAGACGCCUCGAUCGGGAAAAGCGCACGCUCGAUGCACCUCGUCCGGCGAGAAGGCAUCAGAUCUUCGAGACCGAGCUCGUGCGCAAUCCAGACCGCUUGCACAUUCCGCUCACUUCUUUUUCGCUGCCAGAAGAUGCCGAGCCGACACGAGCCAGUGGGUCCAAGAUUGGUCGCAAACAGUCUGCCAAGCGCAAGGCGCUCGCUCGCGAAAUCGAGGCGGGCGACGAGUUUGUAGCCUAUCCCGAUCUCAAGGGACUCGCCGAAGCCGAUGUUAUGAUGGACAUCGAGCAGAUGGGGAUACGACCCGCAGGCAUGCCGCCGGGAAUGUACGACCCGUUCUACGGCGCCCCUGUCGGUCUCGAAUUCCAGAAUCCCGAAGUCUACGCCAUGUACGGACCUGAGGCGGCCGCUGCGGCUGCUGCUGCCGCCGCACAGGCUCACAUGAACGGUGUACCGUACAACCUGCCACCGGGAGCGCGCGGCUUGCCACCACCGCCUCCAGGCGCCAUGAUGGCGCCGGGCACGCCUGGAUCCAUCCACACACCUCAUCGCCACGGACACGCCCUCCCGCCCCCGCCGCCAGGUCACAUGCACCCCGGGAUGGACAUGGGCAUGAUGCCAUUCGAUCCGUACGCAGCCGCCGAGAUGGAGCGUGCGGCGCGCAUGCAUCACCGCGAACAACAGGCACGCAUGGGCAUCGAUCUCAACGAUCCUCACCAUCGAAGCUCGCCCUUCCCGCCCGAUAUGUAUCAACCCUAUCCACCACACUUCAACAUGCCACCUGGAGCCGGCGGACCUGGUCCAGGCAUGAGACCGGGCAUGUCCAACAUGCCGCCUUCACCUACACCGCCUCAUCGGGCAAGCAGCGGCGGUCGCAAGGAGCGCGCGAGCAUGGAGGACGGCGUUCACGUCAGCGGUCGUGGUCGUGGUGCUGCCAAAACACCGGGUCGGAGCAAGCAGCCUCGUUCGAGUCAGCCGCGUGAUGGACACGUGGGUGGCGGCGGUGUCGUCGAGUCGCCGACGCAGGCAAAGUCGACUGGUGGCGCAAAACCCAAUCUGCCUCCACCACCAUCUAUGCCGGUGGGUGCGGUGGGUGCGAUGGACGAACGCGAUCACAAGGUGAUCCGAGCCAGAGAGGCACACGAAUCAUCCCGCGUGGUCUCCACUCUGUGUAAAAUGUACCGAGAAUUUGACCGACGAGAAGUUGAUCGUGUAAUCCGGAAUUCCUUCCUGCUCUGCCGUUUUGCAACUUUUGCUGUUCGACCAUCAUCACCCUCCAUCCUGCUCCUCUUUUUGCCCAGCAAACUGCUAGCCAAGAUGACUUCGAUACGCGCAUCGACCUCAUCAUCCGCAUCCAACGAAUCCGGUCCGUCGCAACCGCGGCACUUGACGAUCCUGUACAUGACCCAGACAGGAACCUCGUCCGACCUAGCCCUUCGAAUCUCUCGCCAAGCCCAGCGCAAACGCUUCUCCACCACCGUCUGCGACGUCUCCUCGUACGAUCCUGCCGAUCUCGUCUCCGAAAACUACGUGCUUUUCCUGGUCUCUACUACGGGUCAAGGUGAAUUCCCAACGAGCUCGAGAGGGUUUUGGAACUUCUUGCUGCGAAAGGGGAUUCCGGAGGACAUACUCGAAGACGUGCGGUUUGCAGCGUUUGGUUUGGGAGACUCUACGUAUCCGAGGUUCUGUUGGCCGGUGAGGCUGUUGAGUAGGAGGUUGAAGGGGUUGGGCGCGGUGGAGGUGGUGGAGCACGGGGAGGGGGAUGAGAUGCAUUAUUUGGGGUUGGAGGGGGAGCUGAAGCCGUGGUUGGAGGAGUUUUGGGGGAAGAUGGAUGAAUUAUGUCCGCUUGAGGAGGGUGAGAGGGAAGUCGGGAGGGAUGAGCUGCUGCCUCCAGCUGUCACAAUCAGGAAAGUGGAUGGAGAGGAGGAGGGGGGCGGGACUUAUGGUUUCGACGAGCAUUUGUUGGAGCAAGGGUGGUCAAUGUCGAGACUUGGCAAAAACGAUCGGAUGACGGCUGCUGAUCAUUUUCAAGAUGUUCGUUUGCUCGAAUUCGUUGAAUCCCCAUCAUCUGCUGGAGCUGUUCAGAACGGCGAGAACGGAGAAGCAUCGACAAAGUCCGCUGCAGCAUCUGACGAUGUCAACUUCCAAUCUUACCGACCGGGAGACGUGCUCUGCUUGCAUCCCAUCAAUGACGCUCUCUCCGUGACCGAAUUCCUCGACCGGCUCAAGCUCGACCCAGACACCCUCAUCACCCUCUCUGGUAGCACCGUGCCCACGACGGCGCCUCAAUCACCGCACCCGAUAUCCGUACGAGACCUCUUCACCUACCAUCUGGAUUUCACCUCGGUGCCCACGCACUCGUUCUUCGAGCAGAUCCGACUCUUCUCACCCACAGGAUCGCUGGAACGCGAGAAGCUAGAUGAAUACUGUGGGAUCCUGCCCGAGGACGAGCUUGCAAAAGGAGCAAAUCCGCAAGAUGGAAUUGACGAGAUGUACGAAUACGCACAGAGACCGAGGAGGACGAUCAAAGAGGUGCUGGAGGAGUUCAAGUCGGUCGGGAUUCCGUUGGAGUAUGUGGCGGAUGUGAUUCCCUGGAUCAAGCCUCGAGAAUUCAGUAUCGCUAGCGCGCCGCCCACGGCAUCACUGUCACGCGGUUCGAAGGGAGAUGCUUCGGAUCAGCCGCACGCGAUACAGCUCAGCGUAGCCAUCGUCAAGUACAAAACAAGGCUAAGAAAGUCACGAACAGGAUUGUGCACUCGCUGGCUCUCCACCUUACCUGUCGAUGCGGAAGUGCCGAUCUGGAUCAAACCGGGCUAUCUCACUCUGCCGCCACCAGAUGCACCUCUGAUUUUGAUCGGACCAGGAACCGGAUGCGCACCUCUCCGAUCGCUUGUCAUCCAGCGUCUCUCCUCCCCCAAUCCUGCGAGGGAGAUCCAUCUCUUCCUCGGCUUCCGAUACCGUGCCAAAGACUUCCUCUUUCAAAACGACUGGCAGGCACUUCAACAACACCACGCCAACCAUUUCCACCUCCACACCGCGUUCAGUAGGGAUGGAGGAGAUGAAAAGACCUAUGUGCAGGAUCUGAUUGUCAAGGAAGAGAACAGAGGCAUGCUGUGGGAGGCUAUCACGGAGACAAAUGCGUGGAUCGUGGUGGCUGGUGCGUCGGGUAAGAUGCCGGAGCAGGUGAGGGGCGCGUUCGAGAGGGUGGCGAGGGAGGAAGGUGGGAUGGAUGAGGAUCAGGCCAAGAGGUUUCUGGACGGUUUGGAGAGGCAGAGGAGGUGGCAGGAGGAAUGUUGGUCGUGA
Molecule: messenger RNA, 4857 nt
Organism: Pseudozyma hubeiensis SY62
Lineage: Eukaryota; Fungi; Basidiomycota; Ustilaginomycetes; Ustilaginales; Ustilaginaceae
Exons: 2
Coding region: 1-4857 (1618 amino acids)
Cellular component (GO): cytosol
Molecular function (GO): flavin adenine dinucleotide binding; NADPH-hemoprotein reductase activity; FMN binding
Source: RefSeq, a predicted model, not a curated record